Messenger RNA from Bufo gargarizans (Asiatic toad), 3198 nucleotides. Its product is annotated as VPS10 domain-containing receptor SorCS3-like. NCBI's taxonomy places the organism in Eukaryota, Metazoa, Chordata, Amphibia, Anura, Bufonidae. Gene Ontology annotation, cellular component: membrane. The record is from RefSeq and is a predicted model, not a curated record. Gene Ontology annotation, molecular function: protein binding.
AUGGGGGAAGCCCUGUUUGAGCUGCUGGAGAAAUUUUCCCUGAAGAACUACAAUGUUAGCAAGCAGGAAAUUAUAGACGCCUCACAUGUUAGAACGUCUGGAGGAUUAGAACGAAUGCCUCCGGUCCUAGGAAUAUCUGCUAAGAAGGAUUUGUUUUUAAUGGUUAUUCUGAUACUGACAAAGCUGUAUGAUUUCAACCUGGGCAGUGUGACGGAGAGCUCCCUCUGGAGGUCAACAGAUUAUGGAACAACCUAUGAAAAGUUUAAUGAAAAGGUGGGGCUGAAAACCGUCCUCAGCUAUCUCUAUGUGAGCCCCACCAACAAGAAGAAGGUAAUGCUCCUGAGUGAUCCUGAUGUGGAGAGCAGUAUACUGAUUAGCUCCGAUGCUGGAGCCAUGUACCAGAAAUACAGACUCAACUUCUACAUUCAGAGUCUGCUCUUCCACCCCAAGCAGGAAGACUGGGUGUUGGCGUAUAGCCUGGACCAGAAGCUUUACAGCUCAAUGGACUUUGGAAGAAGAUGGCAUCUAAUGCACGAGAGGAUAACCCCAAACAGAUUCUACUGGUCGGUAAUGGGCUUAGAUAAGGAGCCUGACCUUGUGCAUAUGGAAGCGCGGACCGCUGAUGGACAUGCUCAUUAUGUAACCUGCAGGAUCCAAGAAUGUGCGGAGACGACCAAGACUGGCCCUUUCUCCCGUUUUAUCGAUACCAAUUCCUUGGUGGUACAAGAUGAAUAUGUCUUCAUUCAGGCAACCUCCGGUGGAAGAGCGAGCUACUUUGUAUCGUACAAGCGGGAAGCAUUUGCUCAAAUUAAGCUUCCAAAAUAUUCUCUUCCAAAGGACAUGCAUAUCAUCAGCACCGAUGAAAAACAGGUGUUUGCUGCCGUUCAAGAGUGGAACCAGAAUGAGACCUACAACCUUUACAUCUCAGACACGAGGGGCGUCUAUUUCACACUUGCGCUGGAAAACGUCAAGAGCAGUCGUGGCCUCGAAGGAAACAUCGUCAUCGACCUUUAUGAGGUAGCUGGGAUAAAUGGGGUGUUCUUUGCCAACAAAAAGGUUGAUGAACAUGUGAAGACUUUUAUCACCUACAACAAGGGCCGGGACUGGCGCCUGCUGCCCGCACCAGACAUUGAUUUAAAGGGGAAUCCAAUCAACUGUCUGCUGCCGUUCUGCUCCCUACACUUCCACUUGCAGAUGUCUGAGAAUCCCUAUAAUUCCGGGAGCGUAUCCAGCAAAGCAACUGCACCUUGGCUCAUUGUGGCCUCAGGUAACUUUGGGCCUGAGCUCUCCUCUACAGACACCAAUAUGUUCAUCUCAUCAGAUGGUGGAAAUACAUGGAAGCAUAUUUUUGAAGAAGAAUACAACAUUUGGUUUUUAGACUGGGGAGGUGCCUUGGUAGCGAUGAAGCACACCUCUCUGCCCGUGCGCCAGUUGUGGCUCAGCUUUGAUGAGGGGCGGUCGUGGAGUAAGUACGGCUUUACAUCUGCUCCCUUGUUUGUCGAUGGGGCAUUGGUGGAACCCGGAGUAGAAAAUCAAAUAAUGACGGUCUUCGGACAUUUUAGUCUUCUCUCAGAAUGGCAGCUGGUGAAGGUGGAUUACAAGUCCAUUUUUGGACGGAAGUGUAAUGAAAAUGACUUUGAAAAUUGGCAUCUACACAACCAGAGAGAUUUCUGUGUAAUGGGAGAGAGGAAAACCUAUCGAAAGAGGAGACCCGGAUCCAAGUGUCUGCUGGGAAAAGACUACCUGAGGACCAUCACAGAGCCCUGUCUCUGCUCACACUGGGAUUUUGAGUGUGACUACGGCUAUGAGAGACAAGGAAAGAACCAGUGCACGCCGGCCUUCUGGUUUAACCCAGCAUCGAUCUGGAAAGACUGCGGUCAGGGACAGAGCUACCUCCGGAGCAGCGGAUAUCGGAGGAUUGUGUCCAAUAACUGCACGGACGGAUUACGGGAGCAGUUCUCCCCCAAGCCCCAGGCCUGCUUAGGAAGAGCUCCACAAGGACUGCAGCUCACCACUACUGAUGGCAAACUGGGGGUGCAGAGCGGGCAGAACGUCACCUUCCUCGUUCACCUGGAGGAGGGAGAUCUGCAAAGAACAAAUAUUCAGCUGGACUUUGGAGAUGGGAGCGCUGUGUCUUAUGCCAAUUUUAGUAAGAUUGAAGAUGGUAUCCGUCAUGUGUAUAAGAACCCAGGAAUAUAUCAAGUCACAGCCUACGCGGAAAACAAUGUUGGCAUUGACAGUGAUGUCCUCUACCUUCAUGUUACUUGUCCUAUUGAGCACAUCCACCUGAGAGUGCCUUUCGUUGCCAUUCGAAAUAAAGAAGUCAACAUCAGUGCUGUGGUUUGGCCGUCUCACCCUGGAACGCUCACUUAUUUUUGGUGGGUCGGAAACAAUACCAAGCCCCUGAUCACCCUGGACAGCAGCAUCUCCCUGACCUUCCAUAUGGAAGGUACCAAUACCAUCGCUGUGCAGGUGUCUUCUGGAAACACUCUCAUUCAGGACACCAAAGACAUUGCCGUACACGAGUAUUUCCAGUCACAGCUGUUGUCAUUUUCUCCGAACCUGGAUUUUCACAAUCCCGACAUCCCCGAGUGGAGGCAAGACAUCAGCAAGCUCAUUAAGAAGGCUCUGAUACAGGUGACCAAUAUUCCCGAAGAGCAUAUUCUUGUGGCCAUGUUCCCGGGUCUACCAACAUCAGCGGAACUUUUUAUUUUACCCCCAAAAAAUGUAAGCGAAAGGAGAAAAGGAAGUAAAGCAGACCUGGAGCAUAUUGUAGAAUCUCUUUUUAGUGCCCUCAAUCAAAAUCUAAUAAUGUUUGAGCUUAAACCAGGAGUCCAGAUAUUUGUCUAUGUUACUCAACUUACUUUAGCCCCAUUGGUGGAUAACAGCGCCAGUCACAACAGCUCUGCCAUGUUAAUGCUUCUUUCUGUCGUGUUUGUGGGUUUGGCAGUUUUUUUAAUCUACAAAUUUAAAAGGAAAAUCCCAUGGAUUAAUAUCUACGCUCAGGUACAACACGAUAAAGAACAGGAAAUGAUCGGGUCCGUCAGCCAAAAUGACAGCGCACCCAAAAUAUCGCUCAGCAACUUCACGGAGGAGGAGCUGACGGACAAGGAACUGGACGGGCGAGUCAUCGGUACCAUCUCUACGAUUGCAAACAGCGAAAGCACAAAAGAAAUCCCCAACUGUACCAGUGUUUAA